Molecule: messenger RNA, 2071 nt
Organism: Candidula unifasciata
Lineage: Eukaryota; Metazoa; Mollusca; Gastropoda; Stylommatophora; Geomitridae
Source: the annotation of a GenBank genome assembly
GUCGUUGCUAUCAUCUCCAUUUUGUUCAUCGUACUCUCCACGAUAGCCCUGACUCUCAACACAAUCCCAGCCCUCCAGGAUCGAGCGGAUCCCUCAAACAACCAGGACAAUCCAGAACUGGCUGUUGUAGAAGCAGUGUGCAUUGGCUGGUUCACGUUGGAGUACCUGGCCAGAUUUUGGGCAUCUCCCAAUAAGUGGAAAUUCUUUAAAGGUCCACUGAACGUCAUAGAUCUUCUGGCUAUCAUGCCGUAUUUUAUUUCUCUAGGUCUAACUGAGACCAAUAAAAGCACCACAGAACAAUUUCAGAAUGUUAGAAGGGUAGUGCAGAUUUUUAGAAUUAUGCGAAUUUUACGUAUUCUAAAACUAGCUCGUCAUUCUACGGGACUCCAGUCUUUAGGGUAUACAUUGCAACGAUCGUAUAAAGAGCUAGGAAUGCUGCUAAUGUUUUUGGCUAUCUUCAUACUUCUGUUUUCGUCUCUGGCAUACUUCGCUGAGAAGGAUGAACCGGAGACGAAAUACAAAAGUAUUCCUGAGACAUUUUGGUGGGCUGCAAUUACAAUGACCACGGUCGGUUACGGAGACAUCUACCCAAAGACUGUGCUGGGAAAAGUUGUGGGUAGCGUUUGUUGCAUCUGCGGUGUGUUAGUCAUUGCUCUCCCUAUUCCCAUUAUCGUAAACAAUUUCGCUGAGUUCUACAAAGAUCAGAUGAGGCGGGAGAAAGCUUUCAAGCGGCGAGAGGCUCUUGAGAAGGCUAAGAGAACUGGCAGCAUUGUCUCUUUUCAUUCGAUCAACUUGCGAGACGCCUUCGCCAGGAGCGUGGACCUCAUGGAGGUUCACACGACCCCAUCCCACAAGGGAAACGUUGAAAGCAACGGCGGUGAUUCCUGCAGCUUGGACAGUAAGAGAAGCCACGGCGUUCCUGUGUAUAGCAGUAGCGCUGUGACGCAGGACAACAGAAUGCAAGGUGAAGCUUUGCUUUAUCACAACAACGAAAUGCUACUGUCUCCUGGCAUGGAGCCGGGAAGUCGGGACGACCUGACCACCAACCUCAGCACCAACAACCUCCUAGAUGCCGACGAGGAAUCGCUCAGACGAAUGACGUCAUCACAACCUGUGCUCAACACCCAGUCUCAGGGACAUAUUGAAGGCGGCGGAAUCGGGAGAGUGAGCACUGACAGGAGUGGUAUAGAGCUGCAGCAGCUUCCUCGUCAGAUCAGCACGGCCAGCAGCAAUGACACGUUCAGCAGCUGCAUGACCCAUCCUCAUGGCAGCCCCCGGGGGUCUGGUAACCACAGUAACGGCGAGCGAUACCGACAAAACAUCUACGUUAAUCCACUAGAUGAUGCUUCCAGCAUCGAACCGGAAGUAAUUCAAUCCCCAGGAGGGACUUGUUACGAUACGGUCUUUAAGGAAUCCCAUCCCGAUCCCCCACCUCAUCUACCACAACUACAUCAUUUAUUUCAUCACCACCACCACCAACAGCAGCAAAAACGGGCCCCAUUUCUCAGUUAUCCCCACCUGCAAAAACACAACAACGGGUUCAACAGUAAUCAAGAAACGUGGUUUAACGGCAAUGGCCUGGACAGCCCUAACAUGGACAGCCCAUACUCCACCAACGGUUCUGGAAGCCAGAUUGUCCAAAAACUGGAUUAUGGAUUAACGACAACAUGGGAACGCGGUCAACCUUCAACAUUUCCAGCAUCUCGUUUUAAUUUCCACACAGUGGCGUCAUCACCUGGUGAUAUAGCCGCGCUCAAUCCAGGUGCUCAAUCCACCAGCCCCGACUACUCGUCAUCAGACUCCGCUAGCCUUCUGCCCCCAGACAUAGACAAGCCGCUGUCCAAAAAAGCUUCUUUCAAAAGAUACAAAUCUCUUUCUGUAGAGAAGCACCCAAGAGUAUCCAGCAUCAAAGAUCGGAGUUAUUCUUCCACUGAUAGUCUCCACAUCAACUCCACCAGCCGACCACGCCUUAAGUUCCGGAAAGCGGCGUCUCUAGCAAGUCGCCUCCACUCGAGUCCUUCCACAGGCCGGAAACUGGCCAACUAUCACCUCAUCUCAAACUCCAAACCAG